UAUUUUAAAGAUAAGAUGGAAAAUUCGUGGCGAAUUCCUCUGAACUGAAGCCUUGCUAGCGCUUACUCCACUAUGCAGUGCUGGCAUGGCUAAUUUAAGAGCGAACCCAACAAUCCCACUUCUCUCGAAAGGCUUCUCUGAACAUCUUCUACACAACUCCCAAUUCCGUUCUCACACUUCCAAGUCUACAAAACAAGCCACUCUCAGCAAGCAAAGAAUACAUUGUUUGGAAUGCACAAAGGAGUGCAAGGUCGUGACAAGGGAGAGCAGAGCUCCGGUCUGCUGGUCUGCUGCAAAGGAGGUGAGUCUUUUAGGUGAGGAAGAGAGUGGAAGGUGUGGAGUCGGCCAAGGCCAAGAUGGUCAUCUGGUGAGGGAGUUUGGGUGGGGAGUGAGGAGGAUGGUUGAGGUGGGAGAGGAGAUAAGGAGGGUGGCCUAUGUCCAGGCUGAAGCUUUCCAUGUCCCGGUGCCUCUGUUCAAUGACCUCUUCUUUAAGUUCUUUGAAGCUGAAGUGCUUUCUGCUCUCAUGUAUAGAAUUAGGAAUUCACCACCAGACAGGUAUGCUUGUUUGGUCGUGGAAUCUGUAAAUGUACCUGACUUGUUACGGGCACCGGAGCAUGAGCUUGUGGGGGUUGUAGAUGUGACAGUCCAGAGAGAUGAAGAAGUUCUUAGACAUCUUGAAGGUGUAGAAGAGUAUCUGUAUGUGUCAGGGAUGGCUGUUCUCAAGAAAUUUAGGAGGCAGAAAGUAGCAACUAUUCUGCUUAAAGCCUGUGAUGCACUCUCACUUCUGUGGGGUUACCGCUACCUGGCUCUGCGAGCUUACGAAGAUGAUUCAGCAGCUCAAAACCUGUAUUCAAAAGCAGGCUACAAAGUGAUAUCAGGAGAUCCUCAUUGGAUUGGUUGGAUUGGCAAGAAGCGUCGUGUUCUAAUGAUAAAACCAUCUGUCUUGCACCAAACUCCCUAAAUUCAACUUUGAAAGCUUGCCAGCCUACAACUUUGUCAUUAUAAAUUUAAAACAUGAAAAGCAGAUCCCACUAACAAUUUUCAUCUCAUGCUGGUCUGCAUUGAUUGGAGAUGCCAAAAUACCGCUCCAAAUUUUUCAGAUGCCUCCGGAUGGAUGGAUGGAUGUUAAUGUACAAGUAAAAUGGUGUUGCGGUGAUAAUCAUUAAUCAACGAAAUAGUUGUAUUCUUCAUGUAUUGCAAGCAGAUUCAUGUCAUGCAAUUUCAUGCUUAGAAUAUCCAUCAUGUAGCUUGAGUUCGCAAAAUAUGCUAUACAACCUUUCUUGGAUGUUUUUAUGAAAUUAUUUGAAAAAUAAUUUAUUUCA
Phoenix dactylifera (date palm) is the source of this 1322-nucleotide messenger RNA. Its product is annotated as Acyl-CoA N-acyltransferases (NAT) superfamily protein. Lineage: Eukaryota; Viridiplantae; Streptophyta; Magnoliopsida; Arecales; Arecaceae. The record is from RefSeq and is a predicted model, not a curated record. Gene Ontology annotation, biological process: mitotic sister chromatid cohesion. Gene Ontology annotation, molecular function: N-acetyltransferase activity. Gene Ontology annotation, cellular component: NatA complex.